This is a messenger RNA of Aspergillus viridinutans, 336 nucleotides long. RefSeq lists its product as uncharacterized. NCBI's taxonomy places the organism in Eukaryota, Fungi, Ascomycota, Eurotiomycetes, Eurotiales, Aspergillaceae. The transcript has 2 exons. The record is from RefSeq and is a predicted model, not a curated record. Bases 1 to 336 code for a protein of 111 amino acids.
AUGAGGAAUCAAGUGGCUACGGUUUAUACCGAUCUGUUUCUCUGGGGAUGUCUUGUCUAUCAGCUCAUGACGGAGUCCUGGCCUGGCCAUGAAAAGGACAGACAGGAUGCAGAGCUGCGGCAUAUGGUGGUGGAGCACCAAUGGCCAGUCCUCGAAAGGGAAUAUCUAGGCGAUAUUAUACGAAAGUGCUGGGAAUACGGCUACGCGGAUGCCGAAGAGUUGAAGAUGGACCUGGAUGGCUUUUUGGCAAACAAUGGCUGGGAAGUUGAUGGUGAUGAGCUACGUGGGUUCGGGGCUACUGAGCUCUUUGAGGAGGGAUCGAUUCCUGUACGGUAG